AUGAUAGGUCCUCUCAUCCUUUUGUUUAUAUUCUUUCUCAUUAUUUUUCGCACUUAUUUAUACCUCUGUCACCUUCGCAAUCAACGUUUGUCUUCUUUAACUAAAGAACGUCUUGACCCUACCAUUCUCAAAUCAUUUCCAAUCUUCACUUACUCUUCCUCCGCCGUAAGCCAUACUCUCCACGACUGCGCUAUUUGUUUGUCGGAGUAUACAGACGACGAUGAAUGUCUUAUGCUCCCAAACUGUAGUCAUGUUUUUCAUUCUCAAUGUAUUGACGAGUGGUUUACUUCUCAGUCUAAUUGUCCUCUCUGCCGAGCUCCGAUCCAACCGGUGAAAGUUGAGCCUCAUGUUGAACCGGGGUCUGCUUCGGGUUCAAAAGAACCGGGUGAAGGUAGUUCGAAUUUUCCUGAACCGAUUGGGUGUCCAAGAAGACCGUUUAGAGUAAUUGUCGAGUUGCCAUCAGAGGUUUUUCGGAUGGAAUCUCAUACCCGAGGAUAA
Molecule: messenger RNA, 498 nt
Organism: Vicia villosa (hairy vetch)
Lineage: Eukaryota; Viridiplantae; Streptophyta; Magnoliopsida; Fabales; Fabaceae
Product: RING-H2 finger protein ATL5-like
Exons: 1
Coding region: 1-498 (165 amino acids)
Biological process (GO): protein ubiquitination
Source: RefSeq, a predicted model, not a curated record